Messenger RNA from Kickxella alabastrina, 1828 nucleotides. RefSeq lists its product as uncharacterized. The transcript has a single exon. Gene Ontology annotation, biological process: intracellular protein transport; endoplasmic reticulum to Golgi vesicle-mediated transport; COPII-coated vesicle budding. Lineage: Eukaryota; Fungi; Kickxellomycota; Kickxellomycetes; Kickxellales; Kickxellaceae. The record is from RefSeq and is a predicted model, not a curated record. Gene Ontology annotation, cellular component: COPII vesicle coat; endoplasmic reticulum exit site. Gene Ontology annotation, molecular function: GTPase activator activity. Bases 41 to 1741 code for a protein of 566 amino acids.
CCGUGGAUCUAAGGACUAUAAUGUCAAGCAGAUUCAGGAGAUGCUGGGCAUUGGGUCAAACAUCCGCAAUCAGGCUGGAGCGCCCGCCCAGCAGCAGCAGCAGCAGCAGAUGCCGCAGCAGACGUACGGUGCCGAGCGGUUUGUGCAGCCUGUUGAGCAGUGCGAGUUUACCCUGACCAGCAUCCUAGAGCAGCUACAGCGUGACCCGUGGCCCGUGGCCAACGACAAGCGCCCUUUGCGCUGCACGGGUGCUGCCAUGGCCAUUGCCGUGGGCAUGAUGGAGUCGGCGUUCCCCAAUGCCGGUGGCCGCAUUAUGCUGUUCUGCAGCGGACCCGCGACGCAGGGUCCCGGCAUGGUUGUUGGCCCUGAGCUCAGGGAGCCGAUGCGCAGUCAUCAUGAUAUUGAGAAGGAGGCGGACAGACACUACCGCAAGGCCAUCAAGUUCUACGAGGCACUCUCCAAGCGGUCAGCGGGGUCCGGCCACGCCAUUGACAUCUUCUCCGGCUGUCUCGACCAGGUCGGCCUCGCGGAGAUGAAGUCCCUUGUUAACUGGACUGGCGGGCACAUGGUGUUGACCGACUCGUUUGUCACUGCGAUUUUCAAGCAGUCGUUCCAGCGCAUGUUUGAGAAGGACGCCAAUGACCAGCUGCAGAUGGGAUUCAAUGCGACGCUUGAAGUGCAGACCACAAAGGAGCUUAAGGUGUGCGGCAUGAUCGGCCCCGGCAUCUCGGCGAACAAGAAGUCGGCCAUUGUGUCGGACACUGAGAUCGGUAUUGGCAGCACGUCGGCGUGGCGACUGGCAACAAUCAACACGCACACCACGGUAGGAAUCUACUUUGAGGUGGCCAACCAGCAGAGCCAGGCACUGCAGCCAGGCAGCCACGGCCUGAUCCAGUACGUGACGACGUACCAGCAUUCGAGCGGGCAGUACCGCAUGCGCGUGACAACCAUUGCGCGCAGCUGGGCCGAGGGAUCGUCGCCCGAGAUCCCGGCGUCCUUUGACCAGGAGGCCGCCGCCGUCCUGAUGUCCCGCAUUGCCGUGUUCAAGUCAGAGGUCGAUGAGACCGCCGAUGUUCUGCGCUGGCUUGACCGCAUGCUCAUCCGCCUGUGCCAGAAAUUCGGUGAAUACCGCCGCGAUGACCAGGCCAGCUUCCGACUGUCGCCCAACUUCUCGAUCUACCCGCAGUUUAUGUAUAAUCUGCGCCGCUCGCAGUUCCUACAGGUGUUUAACAGCUCGCCCGACGAGACGGCGUUCUACCGUCACUGCCUGUUCCGUGAGGACACCAACAACUCGCUUACGAUGAUCCAGCCCUCGCUGUCCUCGUACGGUUUCGAGGGUCCCCCAGCGCCCGUCAUGCUCGACUCGGCGUCGAUGAAGCCUGAUGUGGUUCUUCUGUUGGAUACGUUCUUCCACAUCCUUAUCUGGCACGGUGAGACUAUUGCCGAGUGGCGCAAGGCCGGGUACCACGAGCAGCCCGAGUACGAGAACCUCAGGCUGCUGCUGGAGGCGCCCGUACAGGAGGCGCAGAACCUGCUGAUCGACCGCAUUCCUGUGCCACGCUACAUUGUGUGCGACCAGAAUGGAUCCCAGGCGCGCUUCCUCGUCAGCAAGCUCAACCCGUCGACGUCGUACAACAGCGCCAACCAGUAUGGCGGCGGCGAGGCCGUUCUCACUGACGAUGUCAACUUCAACUCGUUCCUAUCGGCGCUUAGCGGCCUGGCCGUGAAGGGUGGCUCGUAAAUAGAUGGUACGAGAGACCUUUUGAGUGCGCUUCACCACACUUUUUUUCAUCAAAGUAUUUGUGAAAAUAUAAUAUUUAAUCGACAA